This is a messenger RNA of Misgurnus anguillicaudatus (oriental weatherfish), 2037 nucleotides long. The record is from RefSeq and is a predicted model, not a curated record. Lineage: Eukaryota; Metazoa; Chordata; Actinopteri; Cypriniformes; Cobitidae.
GGAUAGUGCAGAUUAAGGGGCAGUAUUUUCCCCUUCUGACAUCACAAGGGGAGCCAAAUUCAAUGACCUAUUUUUUCACAUGCUUGCAGAGAAUGGUUUACCAAAACUAAAUUACUGGAUUGCUCUUUUUUACAUCUUCUAGAUUGAUAGACGCACCGAGGACCCAAUUUUAGCACUUAAACAUGGAAAAAGUCAGAUUUAGGAAUAGAAAUAUAACACAGAAAUGUAUAUUUGUAUUCAUCGUUCUGUAAUAACAAAUGACUGGAAAGGUCAUGGAAACUCAUUGGUGAAAAAGCAUGGGAACCCUGCAGGAGUGCAAAGCUGGAUUAUCAGGUUGGCAGCCAUCUGUGUCUAUUGCAAAUAAAAAAAAUCAAAUUAAAAACAAAUCCCUCUGAAUAACGGAUGAAGAGUUUAGACAGUGUGUGUAAAAAAUGCAGUGUGCCUGUUAUGCUAAUGUUUAAAUGUGUGUGCCUUUACAUGCAUGUUUGUGACAGUAAUAUUUUGUAUGGUGAAAUGAGAGACCGCAGAAGGUUUAAACAAGCAAUUCGGAUUACUUGGCAAAUUUUUAUGUGAUAAAUAAUUCAUGCCCGGUUCCAGUGUGACCCUCAGCAUCCCCAAGACACGGUCUGAGCAUCGGUGUCCCAAAUACAACUCCUAUCAAAGGCCUGCUGAGCUGAGUGGAUUAUGGUGUGUGUGUCUGUGUGUAUGGUAUCCAAAGGAUUAGAGGAUUUAUAUCUGUGUGUGGGACAGGCAGUUGAUGCAGAGCAAGAAGACAGAGAGAUGCAGAGGAAUAUUCAUAGAAAGAUGUUGUAUGUGAGAGUCAGACAGAAGAGGACGAUGCUAAAAAUGGUUAUAGAGUAGAUUUGUUGCAGUAUAUAGGAUGUCUGCAAACCUUCUGUGUCUGUAGAGUUUAAAUAUGUUAGGUGAACAUGCAUGACCCAUGCCGUGUUUGCGGUGGGUGCUUGCAGGGUAGUCGGUGCCGCUGGUUGUUCAGUGCUUGUGGGCGACUGAGGUUGGCCGUGGUCCUCUCGCACGUGUUGGAGUUAGAGUUGCAUCGGGAUGGCCGCAGCGAGUUUCUCUGCGGGAAAUGCGUGUUUUCGCUGGAGCGUGUGGUGCAUUGCGAUGUUGCCAUCGGACAGCUGCGGGAAGCACACGCUGCGCAGCUGCAGAGGCUGCAGAACGAAAGAGAUGGAUUGAAAAUGCACAUCGCAAACAAAUACAAACAACAUAAUCUUCCAAAUCUAGAUGGUAGCGUGUUGCGGAAAUCUUUCAGAAAGGAAGUAAAAACUGGAACAAAUACUGAACUGCGAUACAUCCACAGAUCUUCAGUUCAAACAAAGCAGCGUCAGCUGGUGAAUAAGGACAUUUGCGAUUCGCCAGGAAAAAGUCAGGGGGUGGAUACGAGUGCAGAUGAUGGACAGGAGAAGUUCAAAGGUCGAUUAAGGAGAUGUGUGAGUCUUGAGCCACUAAGCAGGGAAGUAACAGAUCGCUCUCAACGCUUGCAGUUAAAUCUGUCUACGCGCCAGAGCAAAGACGUGCAUUCUGGUUUGCCGGGAACUCUUAGUCAAGAAUACUUAAGCAUAGUGCAUAGGAGGAGUACACUGAUGUCACAAUCAACUUCCCUCCAAUCAGUGACCCUGGACCGGUCUGACCACGCCCCCAUCAAUGCAUCACAUCGCAGAAACCCACUCAAAACCUCUUUGGUGGUUGAUAUACUUCAACUCCUAAGGAUUGUGCAAGUAGUGCGACCUAUCCCACGAUGCAAGGGUAGCAAGAUUCCAGUACUGACACCUUCACACUUCACACAUGGACACGCUCAUGGGGGUAUGACUUGGAAAUGGUUGGUGGAGAAAAGACUGAGGGAAAUGGAGGAUGAUUUUAAUGAUGAGUACACACCUCUUAAACCAGAGGUACAUACACUUGCUGUUAGAUUUGGAAGCCUUUCUGGUGCCUUUCGAUGGCAUGUUUAAUUUGACACAAAAUGAACUCUAUGUAUGUAUGUGUAUAUUGGGUGUGUGCUUUAUUUUUAAGUAUUUU